Messenger RNA from Chlamydomonas reinhardtii, 5476 nucleotides. RefSeq lists its product as uncharacterized. Gene Ontology annotation, molecular function: protein binding. The coding region runs from base 244 to 5364 and encodes 1706 amino acids. NCBI's taxonomy places the organism in Eukaryota, Viridiplantae, Chlorophyta, Chlorophyceae, Chlamydomonadales, Chlamydomonadaceae. The record is from RefSeq and is a predicted model, not a curated record. The transcript is spliced from 26 exons.
AUUUGCUCGGCACCGAGCGAAGCGCAGUAUGACUAUUAGUAUAUGACAACACUUAAUUAACUUACAAAUGACUUCAUUAUCAUAGCCUGGUGCUGCGCCUGUCAGUAAUUCGGUCAAGCUGAAAGGCCGCGUGCUGCCUGGUUGCUUGCGAUGUCAUUGCCAUGAAUUUGGCAGGAAUAGCUGCUGAGAAUGCAGGCAUAAUGGUACUUCACUAGGUCGGCCCUCGAAGUUUGGAGACCAAAAAUGAACGUCCCGAAUGCCGGAGGCAGCUCAGCGCUUGGGCAUCAUGGCGCCAUCAUAUCACCGACGUUUGCCUUUGGCAUGGACGUGGGGUGUCGGAAUUGCUUAUGGCACCUGGAGGGUGAACGUAUGCUAUGGUCCGUUGGAGCUCAGGUGGCAAUGUACAACACCAUAUCUCAGGAGAUGCGUUUCAUCCCGUUGGCUGACCGCGGGGCACGGGCGCUGGUGCUGGCGGUAGCGUCCAACUGCAAGUACUUUGCGGCGGUGGAGCGGGUGCCGGGGCUGGACUACGACCAGGUGUCGGUGUACAGCUUUGGCGGCGAAAAGCGGGUCAAGUCCUUGCCACAAGACGCAGCCCUCAGCGGCUCGGAGUCGGCCCGCGUGGAGUGCAUUGAUUUCAGUGAGAACAGCAAGUUCCUGCUGACUCAGUAUGGCAACCCGGACUGGACACUGGUGGUGUGGCGCUGGUACAGCGGCAAGGUUCUGGCUCGCAUGCGCCUGGACCUGAGCAAGCCGGUGCUGAGCGCUCAGUUCAGCCCCACCGACGACAUGCUGCUGGCUGUGCUGACCCCCAACAGCGUCUCGCAGCUGCGCCUGGACCCGGACAGCGACAUAUUGAGGCAGAUGCCCGCGCCGCCGGCUUGGGAGGCUGCCCACCUGACGUCCAUGUGCUGGCUGGCGGGCAACCUGAUGGCGCUGGUGGGCAGCGGCGGAGAGGUGUACGUAUUCCAGGACGCCUCCGCCCGAAUCACCACCCGGGUGGAGCCAAUACCUAGCGCCGCAUCCGCCAGUGCUCUGCUGCUGGGGCACUCACACGUGGGCGGCGGCGGCAGCGGGGGACUGGGCGCCUCGGAGCACCUGCUCGCGGUCACUGCGCGCGGCCGCGGCUUCAUCGCGGCGGGCACCAGCGGCACCGUGUACUUCUUCGACCCGCCGGGUGUGGACCAGAAAAGGGCCGGUAUUCGCGACCUGUACGCGCUGACUCGGCGCCUGGCUGUGGAGCUGCCGCCCGGCCCGCCGCGGCCCAUCAUCUGGCUGAGCGUGUCGGCUGGAGAGGAGGAGGUGGCGGCAGUGACUGCGGGCGGUGACUUAUACGUGGCCAACAUGACCCUGGUGGCGGAGCGCGAGGAGAAGCCAAUCAUUUCGGUGGUGGGGCACGACGUGCUGGAGGGUGAGCCGUUCCGGCGUGUGCUGGGCGGCUUCCUGACCGGCCGUGUGAUGGGGCUGGCGGCGGCGUCCUCUGUGCCGCUAGUGGCCGCGGCGUGCCUGCCCAGCGAGCCGCUCAGUGCCCGUACAGCGGCGGGACAGGCCGCUGCAGCGGCGGCGUCGCUUUCGGGCGUAGCCACCGGCAUUGAAGGCGGGGGCUCAGCGCCUGGGACGGGCCCCACACGUGGGGGCUUCACUGCCUCGGGUCUGCGUGCUCCGCCACCGCUCCCGCCUCAACUGCGAGUGUGGAACUACGAGUCGAGGCGCUGUGUGGUCAGUUUUGCCCUGGAGGAGGACCCCACCUGCCUGGACAUGCACCCGGGCGGCCAGCUGGUGCUGCUGGGGCUGUACGAUAAGGUCGCCAUGUACUGCAUUGCGCUGGAGCACUUGGACCAGGUGUAUGAGAGCCACAUCAAGAGGGCGACCUGCGUGCGCUUCUCCAACGGCGGCGGCAUGUUCGCGGCGGUGGGGCGCAACAACACCAUCACACUCACCUCCACCUACCCCUUCCGGGCGCAGCAGCAGCUUGGGCAGCUCAAGGGCCACGCCACUGCGGUGACGGAGCUGGCAUUCGGCUCAGACGAUCGCAUGCUGGUGUCGGCGGGUGUGGGCGGCGCACUCUACUUCUGGGACCUAGCCACCCUGAACCGGGUAGUGGAACUGGAGCACGUCGACAAACAGUCCGUGUACUGCGGGGUGGCCAUGUGCGGACACACGCGAGGUGCGGCCGUGGUGCGCUGCCUUGACGGGCGCGUGCAGCAGAUCGCAAAUGGGAAGGUGGAGUACGAGGCGACGUGCAAGGGUGGCCCCAACGCGCCCUCCCUGAUGCUUGGGGCUGACAAGGUCUACCUGGCAGCUGACGACCAGGGCUGUGUGGUGUCUCACGCCUGGCCCGGCGAGGACUUGCCGCCGCGGCCGGGUUUCGCCGCGCUGGCCCCGCCGCCUACCCACUACCAGCUGCACUCGGCGGUCGGAGGCGGCAUCAGCCGAAUGGCACUGGUGCCGUCCCGGGGACUGCUCUUUACCGCCAACGGCGACGGCACUGUGUUGAUGAGCGGUGUGGCGCUGGUGCUGGGCGGCGUGUUGCUGGAGGCGGCGCUGGCGGGGGGCCCGGGGCACGGCCACAGCCACGCGGGCUCCGUGCGGCCCUCUGCCACAAACCUUACUGGGCCCUUGGCCGUUGGGGCGGCUGCAGGUGGCGGUGCGCUGGCGGCGCCGUACAUGGUGACAGUGCCUGAUGAGCGGCUGCAGGCCCUGAGGGACAAGGUCGUGGAGGUGGCCAUGCUGGUGGGCAGCGCCCGCUCCGAGGCCGAGUACCAGGCGUUCCGCGCCUCCCAGGUGCUGCGUGAUGCCAUCACACGGCUGGAGGGCGAGCUGGCGGCGGCGCGGGCGGCGGUGGCGGAGCGCGACGGCCUCAUAGCGCGGCUGACGGAGGACUCGCGGCACGUGGAGCGGCGCGUGGUGAAGGAGCUUGAGGGCGCGCAUAUGAGCGCCGCGGAGGAGCUGGAGGCGCUGUAUGAGAAGCGGCUGGCGGUGGAGGCGGACAAGCUGAGGGUGAUGGCGGCGGCCAGGGACGACGCGCAGUACCGGGCGGAGGAGGCGCUGAGGCGGCUGCAGGAACAGCACAAGCUGGACAUCAAGGACCUUCACGCAGCCCACGCCGCGCAGCUGGUGACUGUGGAGGCGCGCAUGGCGACCGAGGCGGAGUCGCGCGCGGAGCAGGAUCGCUUCUUCGCCGAGUACGUGAAGCAGGCUGAGGAGGACUUUGAGGACCACAGCGAGCGCAUCAACGACAAGAUCACGGCGCAGGCAGAGGCGGCGGAGUCGCGCGAGCAGCGCCUCAAGGCAGACAAUAACAUCCUCAAGCGAACCAACCUGCGCCUGAAGGCUGACAAGACCAUCGACCUGAAGAAGAUGGACAAGUUGACCACCGACAACACUGCGCUACGGGAACAGGCUGAGGAGCUGAAGCUGACCAUCGCCAAGCUGACAAAGGAGCUGGAGGAGCGCGAUGCGGUCAACACCGACAACUACGCAACCAUCCAACAGCUGCGCCGCAAGGUCCAGGACCUGGAGAAGCACAAGUUUGUGCUGUCGUACAAGGCGGAGACAUACGCCAAGGCGCUGGAGCCGCAGGAGAAGGAGAUGUCGCGACUGCAGUCCGAGCUGGAGGGCCACGACCGCGAGCUGCUGGGGCACAUGAGCAAGAUGCAGGUGCUGUCCCGGCAUGUGGCGGAGAAGGACACGGCGCUGAGGACGCUCAAGAGCGAGCUGGCGGAGCUCAAGAGCAAGGCGGGCCAGAUGGAGGCGGCCAUCAACGCCUUCUCGCAGGACCUGUACGAGGCCAUGCAGCAGCCAGACGACCGCGGCCCUCGCGGCAAGUCCACACGCCAGAAGGCGCUGGACGAACUGGUGCGGCGCUACUGCCUGGGCGACAUGCGGGUGGGCGGCCGGGACGAGGCCAUGGAGGCCGCGGCCAACGCGGCGGCAGCGGAGACUCGGGUGGUGCUGCUGCAGUGGCGGCUGGAGCAAGAGCGGGGCAGCGCCAAGGCCACGCAGCGUGCCACCCUGCACCAGAACAGCCAGCUGCUGCGGGAGCUGCAGGUCUCCCAGGGCGACUUGCGCUCCUUGAAGGACCGCUACGAUGCAGCUUGGGUGGCACUGCGUGAGCUGCAAUCCAAGUACAACUUGCUUGAGCGGCGCUGGGCGGCGUCACACGGCAGUGUCGGGGCAGGUGGAGAGGUGGCUCGCGAGCAGGACGCCGAGGAUGUCCUCAGCGAGGGCGCAGGCAGUGUAAGCGUUGUCAGCAUGGCGGGCCGGGUGCCGCCUUCACGCCCUGCGUCUGGUAUCCCCGGCGCGGGCGCGGGCGAGCGCGUGCUGACUGGAGUACAGCAGGCGCUGGUGAAACCAGGGCGGGGAUCUCUGGCGGCCGCCAGCACACAUCACACGCACCUGCAGGGCUCGAGCGGAGCCAAGGGCACACGGCCCGGAUCUGCGGCUCUGGCGCGGCCGGUGUCGGCUGGGUGGGGCAUGUACCGCUCAGUGGGCGGCCAGCCGGCGCAGAGCGGCCUGGUCAGCCGGGGAACGCCGCUGCGUGCGUACGCGGAGCUCAUCAGCUCGGAGCGGCAGCGCAUGGAGGAGCUGGCGGUGGCGCUGGCGGAGGGCAGUGCGGGGCUGGAGGCGCAGCAGCGGGCGCUGCUAGGACUGCGGGAGCAGCUGGCGGCGAACGACGAAGAAGCAGGUUUGCCAGGCGCCAGCUGGGAAGCUGAGAGGGGUGGCCUUGCUUUCGGCGGGUUCUCAGUCGUGUCCGAAGGCCGCGAAAGCCUUGACGAGGACAAGGACGAAAGAGGGGAAGCAUGUCCUGCUGGGGGAGGCGCUGAUACGGAAGCGCCGGUCAGGGGGCUGGAUGCUGGUCCGGCCAGCGAUGCAGCGCUCCGACAGACUGCAUCCACGUCGCUGUCCACAGCAGUGGCAGGUGGACGGCCGUCAACUGCCCAGCCGGCAGCGGGCAGGCGCUGGGCUGGAGACAGUGGGAGUGGAGGCUCGGGAGGCGGAGCAGCGGCGAGCACGUCCCCGUAUCACGCACCUGGGCUGCGAGGCCUCAGCUUGGGCCACAGCCAUAACGCAAAACACAGGCCUUUCAGCGCGCGGUCCGGUACUGGCAUGUCCGCUUCCUUUGACGCCUCGCGUGUGGCUGCUGCGCUGCGAACGCGCUCUACGGGGGCUAGCGGCGAAGUGCGGGCGAGCAGCCCCUCGCCGGUGGGGCUGGCAGCAUCCGCAUCGCCUGGCGGCGGCAGUGCAGGGCCUAGGCGGCGGCCCACAACGGCAGCUGGCGUAGGUUUACGGGCGUUUACAGACUCAUCUGCGGAUCGAUUUCGUGUGCCCGGCGCCUCCGCUGAGGGUGAACUGCCAUUCUAGGUAUCUCCUGCGGGCCUAGCGGCCGUGCGUUACUGCUCUAGGGCUGGCUUGCGGCGUUGAGGAGAAGUGUGGAGCGCUUAGGGAUGCGAAGUUGCUAAUGAUGCGCGCGUCC